AUGGCGCGAGGCGGGUACUCGUUGAGGGUCGACUCAUAUAUGUACAAUAGACGGCAAUCAGCCAGACACAACAACUUGAGAUGGCAUUGCACGUGGUAUCACAAAGGUUGUACCGCUGUAGUGGUCACAACUAAAGAUUAUAAAGUCGUGAAAUUCGUACAUGAACACUCACACGAACCGCCGCGGACGUAUACUGCUUGUGGGGUCACAUUUUAUUCUAGAUAA
This is a messenger RNA of Diatraea saccharalis (sugarcane borer), 225 nucleotides long. NCBI's taxonomy places the organism in Eukaryota, Metazoa, Arthropoda, Insecta, Lepidoptera, Crambidae. The record is from the annotation of a GenBank genome assembly.